Dioscorea cayenensis subsp. rotundata (Guinea yam) is the source of this 1513-nucleotide messenger RNA. RefSeq names its product probable E3 ubiquitin-protein ligase RHC2A. Gene Ontology annotation, biological process: protein ubiquitination. Gene Ontology annotation, molecular function: ubiquitin protein ligase activity. Bases 238 to 1188 code for a protein of 316 amino acids. The record is from RefSeq and is a predicted model, not a curated record. NCBI's taxonomy places the organism in Eukaryota, Viridiplantae, Streptophyta, Magnoliopsida, Dioscoreales, Dioscoreaceae. Gene Ontology annotation, cellular component: cytoplasm. The transcript has a single exon.
CUCAUUCCUCUCUCGACUCUGAUCACCGUCCGGUGAUCCCCACUUCGGCUCACCUCCCUCUGGGUUUGAAUUCCCUAGCAAGCCAAAAAAUAAAAAUCCAAUUUUUUUUCCGUGCAAAUUCUCUGAUUUUUUCAUUUCUCACCAGCAAAAAUCGAGGGAUUUGAUUGAUCUCCGACAAGAAAUUCGUGAAAAAUUCCAACUUUCGUUGUUUUCCGAGCCAAAGAUCGCAGCUUUUUCAUGGCCUCUGCCUCAUCCUACUGGUGCUACGCCUGCCGCCGCGUCGUCAGAGUUCCGGCCAUGGACUCCGUUGUGUGCCCUGACUGCGGCGGCGGCUUCAUUGAGGAGGUCGAGAACCCUAUUUCAGCUGAGGAAGCCCCUCGCCAUCGCCGCUACGAGAACCACGACCCGGCGUCUGACGUUGACGUGCGGCGUCGCCGCAACCGCCAUGGAUACGGUGAUGACAGAUCCCCCUUCAACCCCGUCAUCGUUCUCCGUGGCGCGGGCGAUGGUGCCGGUGACAUCUCUCCGAGCAGAAGCUUUGAGCUUUACUACGAUGAUGGGGCGGGGUUGGGGCUCCGGCCGAUGCCGGCUCAGAUGUCGGAUUUUUUGAUGGGAUCGGGGCUUGAGCGGCUGCUGGACCAGCUCUCUCAGUUCGGGAUCAAUGGAUUGCCUGCCGGACGUGGGUGCGAGAAUCCGCCGGCGUCCAAGGCUGCGAUUGAAUCGAUGCCUACCAUUGAGAUAACCGCCGGGCAUGUCGGUAUGGAAUCCCACUGUGCUGUCUGCAAGGAGGCUUUCCAGCUCGGUGAUGAUGCGAGGGAGAUGCCCUGCAAGCACAUCUAUCAUCAAGAUUGCAUCUUGCCAUGGCUUUCGCUCAGAAACUCGUGUCCUGUUUGCCGUCACGAGAUGCCCACUGACGUUGGUGGAGGAGGAGGUGGGAUAGAUGUCCAUGAAGAUGAGCAGAACUCCAUGGAGGGAAGUGAGGAGGAGAUGGUGGGGCUGACUAUUUGGAGACUUCCUGGUGGGGGUUUCGCGGUUGGGAGAUUUGCCGGAGGACGUCCGGCAGGGGAAAGAGAGCUACCUUCUGUUUAUACUGAGAUGGAUGGUGGAUUUAAUGCCGGAGCUGGUGCUCCGAGAAGGAUCUUGUGGGCAUCCAGAGGAAAGCCAUUCCAGAGAGCAUGGAAGGAUUAGCAGAGCUUUCCGAAGCUUCUUCUCAUUCUUCAGACGCAUUAGGCCUAUGUCUUCUUCUAGACCGAGGUUGGAGAGCUCUGCAUCUUUGAAUUUGAGCCAGAGAGGAUCCUUGUUUAGUAGGAGUACACGAACUUAAAACGUCCUCUGGUUUUAUAUGAUAAGAUGAAACUCUUGCAUUUAGAAGAUGGAGAAAGCUCACAUUUUGUUGUGUAGGUGCUUUGGGUUUUUAUCUUUUUGUUCUUUUAAGAUCUAUUCAUAAGAGUUUUAGAUUUUGUUUCUCUAUUCCCGUGUGUAAAUAGAUGAUCUUUGGAAAAUUUUCAAGAAA